AUGGGAACUCGAGAUAAGAAGUUAAUACCUUAUUUUACCUACAUAAAAGAAUUGUUUUUACAAUUUGACAAAAUCACCUUUCACCAUGUCCCUCGAGAAAACAAUCAAUUGGCUGAUGCUUUGGCUACUUUAUCAUCGAUGUUCCAAAUAAGUCGAAACGAUGAAAUCCUAUCAAUUAAAAUGGAGAGUCGAGAUCACCCUGCAUGCUGCCACGUAAUGGAGGAAGAAACUGACGGGAAACUGUGGUAUCACGACAUCAAACAUGAUCUUAUAAAUUUAGAAUAUCCUUCCAGAAUAUCGGAGAAUGAGAAAAGAACUCUGAGACAGAUAACCGCGAGCAUUUUCAUGAACAAAAAUAUUUUGUAUAAGAGGAAUCAUGAUAUGGUACUCCUAGAUGCGUUGAUGUCAAUGAGGCGAAAUAAAUUCUAUGAGAUAUCCAUGAUGGUUCUUAUGGGAUCCAUAUGA
This is a messenger RNA of Cicer arietinum (chickpea), 465 nucleotides long. RefSeq lists its product as uncharacterized. NCBI's taxonomy places the organism in Eukaryota, Viridiplantae, Streptophyta, Magnoliopsida, Fabales, Fabaceae. The record is from RefSeq and is a predicted model, not a curated record. Gene Ontology annotation, molecular function: nucleic acid binding; RNA-DNA hybrid ribonuclease activity.